Sclerotinia trifoliorum is the source of this 480-nucleotide messenger RNA. NCBI's taxonomy places the organism in Eukaryota, Fungi, Ascomycota, Leotiomycetes, Helotiales, Sclerotiniaceae. The record is from the annotation of a GenBank genome assembly.
UUCCAGUGAAAUGCCGCAGCAGUAGGCGCCACUGCCGUGAUUCUUGUCAUACAGUUCGUAACCACGGUUGGCGGUCUUGCGUCAGCAUCCAGAAUGGUCUGGUCAUUUUCUAGGGAUCACGGUCUUCCCGGCUGGGCAGUUUUGAGUCAGGUAUGUCCGGGGCAUGGUAUAUCUGCGCGAUGAAUGCUGAUAUCGAUCACAUAGGUCGAUUCACGAAGUACAAUUCCGCUUGCAGCAAUCGCUCUUGUUACCACGGCUAGAUGUCUACUAUCCUUAAUCAACGUUGGCCCCUGCAGGGUGAACCGUUCGUUUUGGGGCCCAGAAGCAAAUGGAUGGCCUUCUACUUCUGGCCACACAAGUCAUAGUGUGGUUAAAAAUCAUGCAGCAGUAUAAUAUUUACCGGCAAUCUAUUGUUUAGACCUCAUCGGCAAAUUAGCAGGCGGGAAUCAAAAGGUCACAAUGACUGUCGAAAGGCCGCUU